AUGCCUCCCAAGCGACCCGGGUCACCCUCAGCAGCAGGUCCGUCCGAUGCCAAGCGGCAGAUGACAUCUUCAGAUGUCAUCCUCGACCUUUCACUUACGAUAACCAUCGCUGACGAGGAUUCUGAUGAUCCUCUGAGGUAUCUACCGGCUCGCAUUUCUGAUGAAAGCAGCACUCGCCCUGUUCAGAUCCGACCCAUCCCUGCCACGAACAACAGGGCCACCCUCACAAAAGAGCAGUGGAAGGUGGGUACCCUGUGGCCCAAGGGGGGCAAGAGGGCGUAUUUUCGGGAGUCUGCACGUUUCAAGCGCCCCGAGAUCAGUCAACCGACAAACCUGCAAGAUCUUGUUCACCAGCACGAGGCCAAAAAGAACAAUCGGCUCUCCGGUGUUACCUUUCUGAACCCCUACGACGACUCAAAGUUAUCGUGGGUUGCUGGUCUUAUCGGAUUUGACAACACUCAUCAACUCAACACAUGGCUUGAUCGAGAUGUUGCACGGGUUAAGUUGCCAACUCUUCCAAACAUCGUGAAGGAAAUUUCCAACGUCCGAACCCGUUACCCCUACCUCCGUGGGGAAUUGGACAGGAACCCCGGAGUUGUGGUUCGGAACCGCGGCCCCGUCUCUGUACAGGCACUGGAUACCAUUGCCCACCAUCAAGCGGACAGCAGUUUAUCCUACGUGGCCGUUCUGUAUCGGCUCCUCACGUCAUUUCCUCAAAGGUUUCCUGAGGACCCUGACCAAAACAACAGCAAGAUCUGGGGUUUUACGCACAACAACUGGCAGGCGGCGUUGUGUGUGUUCAGAGCCUUCAAGAAAAGGCGAAGCACUGCCAUGAAACUGGACAGAAGCCCUAGCGAGAGGGCCAAUCUGUGCGCUGUGUGGUACGGAACCAUCGCUGAGCAAAGCACACUUGGGCUCGAAGACAUGAACAGUCUCACAACCGAAGCUCAAAAUGCGGUCAACGACAUGAACUUUGCUCAGUCCCACGAAGGAUGCGGCAUGGACGCUUCGGAAUCCGAGCUUGCAACGCUCGCAACCGCCGACGAUAUCAUCAGCAGAUGCCCAGGUCUUGCACAAAAGUACAACAUCACACCCGGCCAAGGGUUGCAAGAUGUGCAACUGGCUCUGGGAUCUACCAUCACUGAAUGUAUCGUCAAGGUGUUGACCAAGCUCAGCCCAAGGCCAGACAUCACCGACCACAUCUUCAAGCGCACGGGCUCAAAGCCUAUUCCCAUGACCAGCACGCAGAAAAGUCUUCUCAUGAACGCCCUCCUCGGACUUGCAAAUGUCCAGAACAACAGUGCCUCUUCAACUCCACCACCCGUAGGGGUGUCCAAUAACAUCACAUCGGUCGCAAACGCCGCGUAUUGGGAUACAAUUACGCAUGUCAACCACGAAAUGCGGGCCAGGUCAGAGGAUGCUGGUGCAGGUGAAGGGGAAGAUGUACCUGGGCCAGAAGAAUCUGACACGGGUGAUGAGGCACAGGGUGACGAUGAAAUGGACCAAGUUCGCCGGUCGGUUCUGUUGAUCAACACUUUAUCUCCUGAGCAGGAGAACCUUGACUACAUCUGUCAACAAAUCGGUAUCCCAGACUGGAGAAAUCUGCGCAUGAGUUGUAUGGUGCCAGAUGCCCCUGCGGCGAAACCGCGUCAAAUUGUUGGUGCUUGGUGGAUCUACCAACGUCUAACACCUCCUCUUCGUGCUGCGAUUCUCGCUGAUGAGUGUGGAAUCGGAAAAACACUUCAGAUUGGCCUUGCUCUGGCCAUCGACUGUUUUCGGACUGGACGGGCUAUCGUCGACGGUACGCGAAAUGUUGCACCCGGUGAACGUCAUUUCAAGCCUAGUGUCAUCUUCUGCCCCGGCGUCGUCGUUCCGCAAACUUUCAGGGAGUUCCGCAAGUGGUUUGGGCCCUUCUUCGACAUCAAGGUCGCAUACGGGAAUCUCAGCAACCGACCCGAUCCUGCGCUGGAGGGCUCCAUCCUGAACAAUGCCGAGGAGGUGCAGGAGUGGGUUAACGAGUGCGAGCGUAAACAAGGACAUCCAACGACGAUGAGAAAGCUGCUCCUUACGUCGUAUACCACCGCCGUUUUCCGCAUGAUUCAUCGAGAAAAGACCAAGCUGGUCAACAGAGAGGACCUACCACAACUCGUUGAUGAUGAAGAGAACCGGAUUUAUGGAAACGCCACCACUCACGAUACUUCAUUGACCGAUUCGACCAAUAUCCCUGAGGUAGUGGGGGAUCCGAACAAUAAUGACAUCGCCCAACAUGAACCAGUCCGCCUGUCAAUGCCGAAUGCCCAGUUUAACUUCAUCAUAUGCGACGAAGGCCACCUGGUGAAGAAUCCCAAUUCGGUCACCCACAAGUUGAUCAAGACGCUUCACCACGAAGCACUUCUCAUCGUAUCUGCAACCCCGAUCCUCAACCAUGUCAAGGAUUUCGACGGUUACAUCAACUUGAUGUGGCAGCACUUCUGGGGCUUCAAGUUCAAAGUGGGAAGUGAACUCAAGGCAGAGUCAUUCUACAACAAUGAUGCCUGGGAAGCGAUCAAACAGGGUGAAAAUGGGCAGCCCUUGACUUUGGAUCUUUGCCUGAAUGGUAACGGCGACGAAACUUUGUCGAGCGGCACAAUAUCACCACGUGCUCAACGACUUCGGGCAGAGUAUGUGAGCUUUGUCACAUCUGGUCAAGCCCCUCUAUUCCGUCUCAACCCCAUUCUUUUCCAGGCCUACUCCAAAGAUGUCAAUGACGACGGAGCUGUGGCAGAAAAGGCGAUCAAGCCGCUACUGGAGAUGAUUUGCCUGCGUCGAGGCAUGUUGUCAGAACUCACUUUACCUGACGGAACCAUCACUUCUCCUGGGGAUGAGAUGCCUUCUCGUAUGCCCCGACUCAUUCAGCUCCAGCACAGUGCAGCAGAGCAACAGCGAGUGUCAGGGUUGACCAAAAAACACGUCGAUGACCUGUUAAUUGAUGGCCGCGACAAGUAUGGUAAGCACAUUGGACAUACUGUUGUGCAGUCCAAGAAGCGAGUUCUGGUCAAUUCCGCCGUUCUCCGUGCACUCGCUCUUUUGAUGACGCAUCCGAAGUUCUACUUGCUGACCCAGGCGAAUAUGCGGAACACGACGUUGCUCAGCAUGAUGGCAGCUCGUCAACUAUUUGAAGACAAGUUCAAAGAAAAGAAGCCCGAGGAACUCAACGAUGCUGAUCGGGAGGUGCUCAGAAAUCUCGCAUCGGACGCCGAAUCUGCUGCAAGGGCUCUAGUUGAGGGACCUGAGCGAGUAUUUGGUGGUGUGGACGAGGUCAAUUCCCUCAUCCAGAAUGAUAGGACUGGAGGACUUCAGUGGUUCUUCUACCUUACGCGUCCAGAUGGGAGUGUUUCAAUGCCAAGGGACCGACUUGACAUGGCAAAGAUGAUCUGCUACGGAAGCCCAAAGUUGGCUUGGACAGUUCAGAGGGUACUUCAGCUCAACGACGAGGGAAAAAGAGUGCUGAUCUACGUCAACCAUCCCCUGACUCUCAUGAUCCUCAACGCCCUUCUCACCUACCUUGGUGUCAAAUCACUCCACAUUCGUAGCGCUCACCCCAUGGCUGAGCGUGUCAAGGCCAUCCAAGCAUUCAACAACCCCAACGAAGAUGUGGGAGCCCUCAUCACAACCUUCCAACUCGCAGGAUUUGGUAUUAACCUCCAUGGAGCCUGUCACCAUGGAAUAAUUGUUGAGUACCCUCAAAACCUUUCAACGAUCUUGCACGCCAUUGGUCGACUUUGGCGACUAGGGCAGACCAACAGUGUUAAACCGGACAUCCUAUACCAACGAAACUCCUUCGAUGCCUACCAAAUUUCUCGCAUGGCACAAAAGCACGCUCCCAUUGUCGCCGCGGAAGGGUACAUUCCAUCCGAGAUACAGGGUAAAAACCGACUGAUUUGUGCCUACGAGAUCAUUUCCAUGUGGCUGGAGCUCACAUCGAACUGGUACCCCAGAGCGCCUGGGCAUCAACUGACGAUGGACCACAUUGACGGAAAGGUGCCGCCGGUGGAGAAUGGUGUUGUUCUUGGAAGCUUGGGUGAGGAAACCGAAGCUCCUGGUGACGAGGAUGAGAAGUUUGAGGGCGGGGGUGACGAAAUUGACGUCGAUGCGGUUAUGAUUGAGGAUGAAGAUGAGGGGAUCAACAACGGAGGUGUCGCUAGAGACUUCAAGAUUGCGAUGGUCGGAAGGGUCGUGAUCGAUCCGCAAGAGGUUCUCGCCACACCUACCACAGCGCAGCAAGGCAGGGGCUACUGGUCUUCGUGUUCACAGGCAGAUAACCUUUCAGUUGUUGAAAGCCCCGUCAAGGCAGCCAUGUGA
Molecule: messenger RNA, 4341 nt
Organism: Fusarium vanettenii 77-13-4
Lineage: Eukaryota; Fungi; Ascomycota; Sordariomycetes; Hypocreales; Nectriaceae
Exons: 8
Coding region: 1-4341 (1446 amino acids)
Molecular function (GO): ATP-dependent chromatin remodeler activity; ATP binding
Source: RefSeq, a predicted model, not a curated record